UAGGAAAAAAAUAUUUGCCCUUCAAAGGAUAAUCGAGUCUCCUUUUAUUUUCUUACUUACAAAAAUCUUCUUCUACGCAUCAAGACGCAGUGAGAGAGAAGAGAGAGAAGAGAGAGAAAGUCCGAUUGUUUCUCCUGUAAACUGCAAAGUGCAAACCGACCUUGUGUCUGAAAAUGGCUUUGUGCAGCAGCCAAUUAUCAAGCUUUCUACUGAUUUUGUUGAUUCUCAAUUCGACCCAUUUCAGUCCAAUGGCUAAUGGUAGACCAGAGCCAAACUCGUAUGAAACCACUAAUGUAGGUGAUCAAGACCAGAAGAUGAUGAUGAGAGGUUUAAUAGGAUCAAGUCCACCAAGAUGCGAGAGAGUGAGAUGUCGUGCGUGUGGACACUGUGAAGCAAUACAAGUUCCUACUAAUCCUCAAACAAAGCUUCAUCAAUCUCCUUCUUCCUCUGAGAUUAUCAAUCUUGAUUACACCAGAGGAGACGACAGUACUAAUUACAAACCAAUGAGCUGGAAAUGCAAAUGUGGUAACUCUAUCUAUAACCCUUAAAGAAAUUCCUUACUUUUGAUCGAUACAUUUUAUUUCUUUCCUUUUGGGUUCAGAUUCUAAAGUAUCUGUGUACAUAUAUGUAUAUACGUUUUAGUUGUAAUCUUCUGAGUUUCUAAAAAUUCUGCGUUAUUUUGA
Messenger RNA from Raphanus sativus (radish), 683 nucleotides. RefSeq names its product EPIDERMAL PATTERNING FACTOR-like protein 2. The coding region runs from base 174 to 548 and encodes 124 amino acids. Gene Ontology annotation, biological process: stomatal complex development; guard cell differentiation. The record is from RefSeq and is a predicted model, not a curated record. The transcript is spliced from 3 exons. Lineage: Eukaryota; Viridiplantae; Streptophyta; Magnoliopsida; Brassicales; Brassicaceae.